CGAGCUCACAGGGGGUUUCACCAGGUUUGACAGACGAAGGAAGACACGCAGUUACCGACAGCGCUUCACUGCAAAUGGACUCGGCGCUUUGUUGGGGGCCCAGUGCUAUGACAAAAAGAUCAACUUCUGAUUUACUCUUUUGAGAAGGAAUCUUAUUGCGAGAGUCAGAAAGUCCGCGCGCAGUUUAUGGUGGAGCCUCAGCAGAGUUUCAGAGGAAGCAGGAUGUACCAUGAAGACGGAGCAAACUCUCUCAGACCGCGAUAUGGAUCCAUUGUGGACGAUGAGAGGCUGUCGGCUGAAGAAAUGGAUGAGAGGAGGAGGCAGAAUAUUGCAUAUGAAUACCUUUGUCAUCUUGAGGAAGCCAAACAAUGGAUGGAGGCCUGUCUGGAGGAGCAGCUGCCUCCUACCACUGAACUGGAGAAUGGCUUGAGGAACGGCGUCUACCUUGGCAAACUGGCCAAAUUCUUUGCCCCCCAGCUGGUGUCAGAGAAGAAGAUAUAUGACAGGGACCAAUCUCGUUAUAAGCUCUCAGGACUUCAUUUCAGACACACUGAUAACACUGUGCAGUGGCUCAGAGCCAUGGAGUCCAUUGGUUUGCCCAAGAUAUUCUACCCUGAGACCACCGAUGUUUAUGAUCGCAAGAAUAUGCCCAAGGUGAUCUACUGCAUUCAUGCGCUAAGCUUAUACCUCUACAAAUUGGGAAUUGCCCCUCAGAUACAGGACCUGUUGGGGAAAGUAGAUUUCACAGAGGAAGAGAUCAGCAACAUGAGGAAAGAGCUGGAGAAGUAUGGCAUCCAAAUGCCCGCAUUCAGCAAGAUUGGAGGCAUCCUGGCCAAUGAACUUUCAGUAGAUGAAGCCGCAUUACAUGCUGCUGUCUUUGCCAUUAAUGAGGCCAUAGACAAAGGUCAUGCAGAAAGCACAAUGACAGCUCUGAGGAACCCUAACGCUUUACUGAGAAACACAGAGAAAGCACUGGCUCAGGUCUACCAGGACACACUGAGCAAAGCCAAGAGGAAGAAGGAGGAUCAGGCCUCAGGACGGCGGUCGUCUGUUGCAACUGAAGAGAGAGACGUGUAUGAAGAAUUACUGACCCAGCAGGAGAUUCAGAGCAAUGUUGACCUCGUCAACACAUCAUCUGCUGUUCAGCGGCUCCACCAGGCUCUGGAUGCUGAGGAUCAGAAGGCUCUGCUGGCCAGUCUUAAGUUGCCUGCUCUCGGUCUUGUUGGAGUCACUGAUGAAAACGCCCGCUUCUACUUGGAGCACUUCACAUCCUACAGGCAGCACAAAGAUGCAGGAUCAGGCGCUCAGCUGAAGAAAGAAGAGAUUCAGAGGGUCAUCACUUCCUGUAAUGAGUUUGCAGAGGCUGAGAAACGAAAGCAGGAGGCAGUUGUUGCAAUCAAUUCAGCUAUUCGACGAGGAGUCGCAGAAGAGACCGUGGAGGAGCUGCUGAAUCCAGAGGCCCAGAUGCCCAUCGUCUACCACACUGCUGCCAGUCUGUACCAGGCAGAGCUCUUCAGCCUCCAGCUGGGCUCCAAGAACAAGGCCGGUCUUUCACAUGAGGAGCUGUGUGUGGCUGUGGAGAUGCUGUCUGCUGUGUCGGUGUUAAAUGAAGUGCUGGACACUAAAGACUCAGUGGCCGUCAUCGAGCAGCUCAGUGACUCUCCACUGGGCUUCAGUGGUAUGGAUGCUGACAACUUACAGAGAUAUACAGACACACUGAUUCAUCUCAGAGCAGAGUCCCUCGCCCGGGGUCAAGAGUUCCUCACCUGGAAUGAUGUUCAGAAGUGCAUCGACACUGUCAAUGUCCAGGUGCACGAGGAACACGAGAGAGUAAUUGCUAUCGCUGAGAUCAACGAAGCCUUACAUUCUGGGGACCCAGAGAAGACGCUCACCGCCCUCCUGCUCUCUACGGCUAAACUACAGGGAGUCAAAGCAGCCAAUGCGAAACACUAUCACGAUCUACUGUUGACCACCAAAGACCACAUCUGCAAGAGCUCUGGAGAUGAAUCUGCUGUUUUGUGGCUGGACCAGAUCCAGGAGGCCAUUCACACUGCCAACCAGGACCAGGAGGAUGCACUCAGAUUGGCAGCGGCAGUGGCAGACAUUAACAAUGCAGUAUGUGAAGGAGAUGCGAAGGCCACAUUGUCUGCUCUACAGUGUCCUGAUGCUGGCCUUCGAGCAGUAAUGUCCGAAUGUGCUCAAAUCUACCAGAGCCAACUCCACCAGUUGCAGAGCACUCAGACACAACAAGGCACCAGUGGCAGUUCAUGGGUACAACACAAGAUCAAGGAUAAAUAUGAUUACUUCUACAACACUGAAAGCAAAGAAGGCACGUGGGUUGAGCCAAAACAUUUUAUUUAUGACAGUUCACAGCUCAGCAGAGAAGAUAUCCAGAGUGUUUUGAGCAGUGUAACAGCGGAGUAUAACAGAGAGCAGCUGUGGUUGGCCAAUGAGCCGUUUAUCAUCCAGCUGCAGGCUCUGAUUCGUGGAUAUCUGGUAAGGCGGGCACAUCAGGACAGACUGGAGUACCUGCGAAAACAAGAGCCAAGUGUCAUCAAACUGCAGGCAUCCUGGAAGGGCUACAAACAGAGAAGCGUCUAUAAGGACAGACUAAAGACCUUCCAGGACAGCGCAAGCACUGUGGUUAAGUUGCAGUCACUGGUGAAGAUGUGGAGAGCUAAACGAAGCUACACAAAGAGACUGCAGUAUUUCAGAGAUCAUGAGAAAGAAAUAGUGAAGAUUCAAGCUUUCCUUAAGGCUAAUAAAGCAAGAGUUGACUACACAACAUUAACCGGUUCUCAGCAUCCCCCUCUCUCGGUUGUGCGCAAAUUUGUACAUUUGCUGGAACAAAGUAGCCUUGAUUUACAGGAGGAACAGGAUGUGACGCGACUCAGAGAGGAAGUGGUCACCAAGAUUCGUGCUAAUCAGCAAAUGGAAAAAGAUCUGAAUUUGAUGGAUAUUAAGAUCGGCCUGUUAGUGAAGAACAGGAUCACACUACAGGAUGUGGUGUCACACAGCAAAAAGAUGAAGAGCAAAAAGAACAAAAUGAGUAAAGAAGAUCUGGCCAUGGGAGAAAAGCAGGGCAUCAAAGGCCUGAGCAAAGAGAAGAGGAAAAAACUGGAAGCCUAUCAGCAUCUCUUCUAUCUUUUACAAACCAAUCCUUCAUAUCUGGCCAAGCUAAUCUUCCAGAUGCCCCAGAACAAAUCUACCAAGUUCAUGGACACUGUGAUCUUCACAUUAUAUAACUACGCCUCUAACCAGAGAGAAGAGUACUUGCUGCUCAAGCUUUUUGAGUCAGCUCUGCGAGAGGAGAUCAAAUCUAAGGUGGAUCAUAUCCAGGAGAUAGUGACAGGGAACCCUACUGUCAUCAAGAUGGUUUUGAGUUUUUAUCGUGGUGCUCGUGGACAGAACGCUCUCAGGCAGCUGCUGGGACCAGUGGUUAAAGAGAUCAUCGAGGACAAGAAUCUGGGCAUCAACACUAACCCUGUAGACAUCUACAAGGCCUGGGUCAAUCAGCUUGAGACCGCUACAGGAGAAGCCAGUAAGCUGCCAUAUGAGGUCACACCAGAACAAGCUCUUUCACACGAGGAAGUCAGGGCUAAACUGGAAUCCUCCAAUCAGGUGCUCCGUUCCGUUACUGACAAAGUGCUCGGCUCUAUCAUGUCAUCACUGGACAACAUCCCUUACGGCAUGAGAUAUAUUGCUAAAGUUCUAAAGGACGCGCUUCAUGAGAAAUUCCCUGAUGCCACAGAGGAUGAACUAUUGAAGAUUGUAGGGACUCUUCUGUAUUACCGUUACAUGAAUCCUGCCAUUGUGGCUCCAGACGGCUUUGACAUCAUUGACAUGACAGCGGGAGGGCAGGUUCAUUCGGAGCAGAGGAGGAAUCUGGCAUCAGUGGCUAAGAUGCUCCAGCACGCAGCUGCAAACAAACUAUUCGAGGACGAGAGUGACCACCUCACCCCAAUGAACAGCUACAUCUCCCAGACCUACCAGAAGUUCAGGGGUUUCUUCCAGACUGCUUGUGAUGUUCCAGCUCCAGAAGAGAAGUUUAAUGUGGACGAAUACUCUGACAUGGUGACUCUCAGCAAACCUGUCAUCUACAUCUCCAUUGAGGAGAUGAUCAACACACACUCUUUGGUGUUGGAACAUAAGGAAGCUAUUGCUCCAGAUCAGAGCGAUCUACUGCAUGAACUCCUAAAGGACCUGGGGGAAGUUCCUGACAUCGAGUCUCUACUUGGUGAAGGAACUGUGGACACAAAUGACCCCAGCAAGGAGAAUUCAUUAAGUCAGCAUGGCAAAACAGAGAUCUCCUUAACCCUCACCAACAAGUUUGAGCUAUUAGAUGGAGAUGACAAGGACACAAAGGGACUAAUGACGAAAACAAAGAAGCUGAUAGUGGAUAUUGUGAGAAUCCAGCCUGGCGAGACCCUCACCGAUAUCCUGGAAACUCCUGCCUCUGCGGCACAGGAGGCAGAACACGCUAAGCUGGUAGAGCGUCAGGUGGUGCAGGACUCUCAGACUCCAGAGGGCUUGAAGAGCAGCCAGGCCAUGCUGGAGGACCGGCAGCUGCCUCUGGAGCAGAAGAAGAGGAAGAUCCUCAGGAACCUCCGAACUCUGGAGCAGGCUGGACGGGUCAACUCCAAACACAAGUACCAGGAGGUCAUCAAUGACAUCUCCAAGGAUAUUCGAUAUCAGCGGCGCUACAGGCAGAGGAGGAAAGCAGAGUUGGUAAAGUUGCAGCAGACUUUAACUGCGCUCAACUCCAAGACGAAUUUCUAUCAGGAACAGAUCAACUACUACGACACCUACAUCAAAACCUGUCUGGACAACCUCAACAGAAAGAAUUCACGGAGGUCAAUCAAACUGGACAGAAAAGAAGAGGAGAAGGGCAGCAAGAAGUCCAAGGCCUCAUCCCUGAAAUACACAGCUGCCAAACUACACGAGAAAGGAGUGAUUCUGGAGAUUGAAGGCGUCCAGAUUAAUCAGUUUAAAAAUGUCAUGUUUGACAUUUGCCCUUGUGAGGAAGUGGGUGACUUUGAGAUAAAGGCCAAGUUUAUGGGAGUUGAGAUGGAGAAGGUGCAACUGCAUUUCCAGGACCUGUUGCAGCUUCAGUACGAGGGAGUAGCUGUCAUGAAAAUGUUUGACAAGGCCAAAGUCAACGUCAACCUCUUGAUCUUCCUUUUAAACAAAAAGUUCUAUGGAAAAUAAUCAUCUUUCAGAGUUCAUUCAGUGCAAAUGUGUUUGGAAAUAUUAACUAGCUAUCAAACUCCUGUUUUAGAUAUGUUAGUUUACACAGAUUGCACGGAAAGAAUGGAAUGUGCCUUUGUUUUUGCUUUUUUAAAAUGUUUUUAUAAAAGAAAUGACUGCCCGUGCAGGGGAAUUAGCGCAACUGUUUUGUAUUUAAUUUACUUUUAAAGGAAAUCUCACCGCUCUAAGAAUGAUAUGAUACAUGCAAAGCUGUACAUAUGAAAAAUACUUCUGACUUGACUUUUAGUGAAAUGAAAUGUAUUCAAACCACAAUCAAAGCACCGAAUGUUCACAACAUGUAUGAUGACUGGAAUUACUUCUCUCUUUUUUUUUUGGAAAAGUGUGGAUGAAUUAUAUUUUCUAAAAACAAGCAUAAUUGACAUAUGUUAUGACAAGUAAUGUUUUGCAAGCUGCAUUGUUUUAAUAUGUUAAAAGUGUAUAAUAACUGAAUGAUUUCAAUAAUGCACUACUGCCAUGUGGCUGAUAAAUAUGAUAAACUGGAAGAGCCAUCACAGGCCUGUCAUUAACUAGUGCCUUAACUUUCUAUGUUCUCAAUUGUGCAUAUUUUAAAGGAUAUUUUAAAAGUAGUUUUUUUUUUUUUAUAAAAAUGUUCUGUUAUGAUGAAGUAAUAUUAUUGAUUUUAAUAAAUAUAAUUAUCGUA
Messenger RNA from Danio aesculapii, 5908 nucleotides. RefSeq names its product IQ motif containing GTPase activating protein 2 (gene iqgap2). Gene Ontology annotation, biological process: regulation of actin cytoskeleton organization; regulation of GTPase activity. Gene Ontology annotation, cellular component: cytoplasm. Lineage: Eukaryota; Metazoa; Chordata; Actinopteri; Cypriniformes; Danionidae. Gene Ontology annotation, molecular function: actin filament binding; GTPase activator activity; calmodulin binding. The transcript is spliced from 38 exons. The record is from RefSeq and is a predicted model, not a curated record. Bases 187 to 5208 code for a protein of 1673 amino acids.